Messenger RNA from Ylistrum balloti, 5150 nucleotides. RefSeq names its product sphingomyelin synthase-related protein 1-like. Gene Ontology annotation, cellular component: endoplasmic reticulum membrane; Golgi membrane. The coding region runs from base 65 to 1336 and encodes 423 amino acids. Gene Ontology annotation, molecular function: ceramide cholinephosphotransferase activity; sphingomyelin synthase activity; protein binding. The transcript has 5 exons. The record is from RefSeq and is a predicted model, not a curated record. Gene Ontology annotation, biological process: ceramide biosynthetic process. NCBI's taxonomy places the organism in Eukaryota, Metazoa, Mollusca, Bivalvia, Pectinida, Pectinidae.
GAGAGAUCUGGUCCGAAGUACAACGGUUAAAAUUACAGGCUGGUAUUUAUGAAGUACAGUCAUCAUGGCCGACGCUGAUACAUGGACUUGUGACCAGGUUGCCGAUUGGUUGGAAAAGAAUAACUUCAGCCAAUACAAGACUUUGUUCAGAAUAAAACACAAGAUUGAUGGAAAGGUGUUACUAACACUUAGUGAGACAGAUCUGCGUCAGCCUCCUCUCCAGUUAGCAAUUUUAGGAGAUAUCAAGCGAUUAAUGUUAUGUAUUUAUGAUUUACAAUCAGAAUGCAAUUCUGCUUUCCCCAUUAACAGCCAGGAAAAUAUACAAUACAGGAAAAAUAAAGGUUUUAAUUCUUCAUUAAAGUCGAAGAGAAGAACGAAAAUCAGUCACUCUGAUAGUGAAGACUCUGGGUCUGGAGAUGAUAAUGAAUACUUACCUAGACAACGUUACCACUCGGAUAGAAGUCCUCGACCCUCUAAACAUCUAGACUCAGAAAUAUGGAAAACACUGCUGGGAUUCCUCUAUGCAUUUUCAGUAUUCUUGGUGACUUCUUUUGUAAUGGUUGUGGUACAUGAUAGAGUUCCUGACACUGAUAAGUACCCACCCCUUCCUGACAUAUUCCUAGAUAAUAUUCCCUAUACACCAUGGGCAUUUGAAGCCUGUGAGGUCAUUGCUGUCUGCCUAGGUACAAUAUGGAGUAUUGUGCUGGUGUUCCAUAAGCACAGAUUUAUUUUACUGAGGAGGGCUUUCUCUAUCAUCGGCACAGUUUAUCUCCUUCGCUGUAUCACCAUGCUGAUAACUUCUUUGUCUGUGCCUAGUCCCCAUCUUCAUUGUGAAGGAAAGAUGUAUGGCGACAUUUGGGCUAAGGCACAGCGUACCAUGGAGAUCUGGAUGGGGAUGGGCAUGUCUUUGUCAGGGGUGAGAACAUGUGGAGAUUACAUGUUCAGUGGACACACUGUUUGUAUUACUCUCCUCAAUUUCUUUAUCACUGAAUAUACUCCACGACAGGGAAAGUACAACUCGUAUUAUCUACACAUGCUUACAUGGGUGGCCAAUAUGUUUGGCAUUUUCUUCAUCCUGGCUGCCCAUGAACACUACUCCAUUGAUGUUUUCAUCGCCUUCUACAUCUCCUCCAGACUUUUUCUCUACUACCAUGUCCUUGCCAACAACCGUUCACUUAUGCUGCGUGACAAAAAGCGCAGGCGGAUAUGGUUUCCACUUUUUUCAUUCUUUGAAUCCAAGUGUGAUGGUAUUGUGCCUAAUGAAUUUGAAUGGCCGUUCCCAAGCUUGGAAACAAUUUUGCUAUUUUUCAGAAAGCCUUCAGUUAAAAAACAAUGACAUGUUUGUCUGUUGAAUUGUGCCUGUUACUAGUCACUGUAUCACUCAAAUUAUAAACAUGUAUCACUUUUAGGACAUGUUACAGGAGAAACAGGUUGCUAAUAGAGAUGGGUGUCUUGUUUGUGUAACUUUUAUUAAUUGAUUGGUUAAUUGAGAAAAAAAGUGCUCAGGAUAUAUUGUAUUGAUAUAUAUCAAAUAUAUAUAUAUAUAUAUAUUGAACAAGAAUGUUAAAAUUAAUAACUUGAGUUAAAUAAACAUGACACCCGUCACCACUAGUUCAGGAAUGGCAAUAUUUAAAAAAAAAAGUGAUUUGCAAAAUUUAUGCAUAAUGUGAUCAAUUUGAUGUAUGGAACAUAAUGGAUACUUUCAUUACAGUGUAUGUUGUAAAUAACAUUUCUUAACAUUGUAAUUGUGUAUCCUGGCUUAAAACAAAAUGCUUAUAACAUUACCUGCAGCUGUAUGGGAUAUCCUGACAGGAAGCAUGGGAUUGUGUACCGUGCCAAGCUCCUGUAUGUGGUAUAGUGGUGACCAGGACUGUUUACCGUGCCAAGCUCCUGUAUGUGGUAUAGUAGUGACCAGGACUAUUUACCGUGCCAAGCUCCUGUAUGUGGUAUAGUGGUGACCGGGACUGUUUACCGUGCCAAGCCCCUGUAUGUGGUAUAGUGGUGACCAGGACUGUUUACUGUGCCAAGUUCCUGUAUGUGGUAUAGUGCUGACCAAUAUUAGCCUCUAGAUUUGGGACUGUUUACCGUGCCAAGCCCCUGUAUGUGGUAUAGUGGUGACCGGGACUGUUUACCGUGCCAAGCUCCUGUAUGUGGUAUAGUGGUGACUGGGACUGUUUACCGUGCCAAGCUCCUGUAUGUGGUAUAGUGGUGACUGGGACUGUUUACCGUGCCAAGCUCCUGUAUGUGGUAUAGUGAUGACUGGGACUGUUUACCGUGCCAAGCUCCUGUAUGUGGUAUAGUGGUGACCGGGACUGUUUACCGUGCCAAGCUCCUGUAUGUGGUAUAGUGAUGACUGGGACUAUUUACUGUGCCAAGCUCCUGUAUGUGGUAUAGUGGUGACUGGGACUGUUUACCGUGCCAAGCCCCUGUAUGUGGUAUAGUGGUGACUGGGACUGUUUACUGUGCCAAGCUCCUGUAUGUGGUAUAGUGAUGACCAAUAUUAGCCUCUAGAUUUGGGACUGUUUACCGUGCCAAGCCCCUGUAUGUGGUAUAGUGGUGACUGGGACUGUUUACCGUGCCAAGCUCCUGUAUGUGGUAUAGUGGUGACCGGGACUGUUUACCGUGCCAAGCUCCUGUAUGUGGUGUAGUGGUGACUGGGACUGUUUACCGUGCCAAGCUCCUGUAUGUGGUAUAGUGGUGACCGGGACUGUUUACCGUGCCAAGCUCCUGUAUGUGGUAUAGUGGUGACCGGGACUGUUUACCGUGCCAAGCUCCUGUAUGUGGUGUAGUGGUGACUGGGACUGUUUACCGUGCCAAGCUCCUGUAUGUGGUAUAGUGGUGACCGGGACUGUUUACCGUGCCAAGCUCCUGUAUGUGGUGUAGUGGUGACUGGGACUGUUUACCGUGCCAAGCUCCUGUAUGUGGUGUAGUGGUGACUGUGCUUAAAAUUUUGACAAAAAUAAUUAAUUAUUCAUGAACAGAUGAUACUGUGAUUCUUUACAUGAAGAUUGAUUAGGAAAUAUAUGAGUAUUGUGGUAUGGCUGCCUUUGGUAAGCUUCACAGUCACUGACUGUGCAGGUUGUAUAGGAUACUAUUAUAUAAGACACUACACAGAACUUUGUUCAGCAGGAUGACUAGAAACAUCUGUUUAUUUAGACUUUAAUCUAUAUAUGUUUUUGUUUUAGAGAUUGAUUACUUCAUGUUGAAAAAAAAUCUAACAAUUUUUAUUGGAAUUUAGAUGGUAAAGGUUGUUAUACUUCAAAGCUGUUGUUGUUUAUACAGAAAUACUCAUUUAGAAGAGAAAGCUGAUUAGCUCCCUUGGGUCAUUACAUCCUUCUUGGCAUUUUUUUAUUUCAACUAUUGUUAUGGACAAGGUGAUAAAUGUAAGUUUUAUGUCACAAAAAAUCAUUUAUUUCACAUUUCAAAAUCAUCUUGUGCACCCUUAUGACUAGAAUUCCUUGGUUAUAAUUAAGUGAGAAUCCUGUGUUAUUUGUUAGAGAUGAUACCAUGACAAUCGUGUGAUGUUGUCAUCAUUGUUGUAGGACAUAUUGUGUUAGUGUUUUUUCAUUGUUUCUUGCCUUAUUGGAACAACUUAUUGCUUAAAUAAAAUGUAUAUAUAGGUAUUAAUAGUAUGAAGACAAUACAAGCAAAGUAAGGAAGGACUCACAAAGAAUUGGUCCUGCCCUCGGGUAUUUUACAGUGUUGUCAAGUGGUAGCUUAAUCCAAAUUAUUCUAAUGUUCUAUCAACUUUUUUAUAUCGAUCUGAAGUUCAUCAACUCCAGACCAAUGUCAAAAAGUCAACCUUUGACCUUCUUACCUUAGUUUAUGCUGACCAAUAUCUAGUCAAGUAUAGAACUUCAGGUUGUAAUACUAUGGUGUAAAUAUGAAGUAAAUCUUGGUUCUUUGGAAAUCUUAUAUAAAUAAGAUACACAAAGUCAUUACUCCAUAUACAUCUCUAAUAUUAAAUGUAAUAGUAAGGGGAGAUAACAAAUACUAGUUAAAAAAGUAUGAAUGUUUGUUUGUUUAAAUGAAAUCACAAUCAUAUUUUAUUGGCGGUGAUACAAGUACAAAAGUAAAUUUUGUAGACCUGGGAUUGUAGUCGUAGUAUGGUAUUAAAUUAUGUCAACUUUGGAUAUUUUCAUUGUUUCAAAUUAUGGUACGGUGAUUAGAAUAGAAAUCAUGUUUUCAAAUUGCUGAUAUCCAAUAUUUAUUUUGUAAACUUUUAUGUACAGCUUGACCAAUAGAUGCCUUUGUGUAAUCAAGAGUGCGUGUCUAACAAUUUAUCCAUUAGAAUGUCAUUUAUGAUCAAAUGUGUAUGGAUCAUUUUGUUAUUUAACUCUCCCUAGCUAAAUGAAAAGUGUAUUGGAUGUAAUGAAAUGACAAUAGUAAGCUGUAAGUGUAUUAAACGACUAAGACUGCUCACUCGUGAACUACACUAAGAUCAAUCAUGUGUUAUUACAUCAACCACUCUGCUCAAAUCCAUUAUUACUCAGUAUGUAUCACAGUUUAUGGAAGCCAGUAUUUUAAAUUUAUCUGUUAUCUAUGAUAAUUGCAUUUUAAAUGGAGAAAGACUCCUGCAAAUGUAUUUCAUUUGAUGACAUCAUUUUAACACCAUUCAAAUGAUACCCCACUAUCUGUUUUAGUGAAAGAAUAUCUACAGAAUAUCACAAGCGAUAUAUCUAUAAAAAUGAAUAGGGGCAUUACAACAACAAAAGUGAUGAUGUAUGGUCUGUUAGAUUUGUGUUAUAUUACAUUUUAUGACUUUUGAGGUGUGUGAAAUUGUUAACAACACAAAAUUAAAUGUUUGUGAUCGUUAAGAGAAUUUCAAGAAAUAUGCAUUUAUGUGAAGCGACAUGUUAGUAACAUGUAAACAAUAUGAAAGAAGAACAAUAUUACAUGGUUUCAUUAUGAUACAAAGGAACAGUUUGUUUUGUGAAUGUAUUUAGGUUACAGAUUAUUUAUAUCUAUUUGUGAUAUAUAGAAAUCCCUUAUGCAAUUCUUGGAGGGAAAUGCAUGUUUUGUUUGUCAACAUGUUCUGUUUUUGACAGUGAUAAAUUAUUUAACAUGGCUUUGUGAUCAAAUUGUUAUUUUCUGUCUACACUCAGUCAUUAAAGAUUUCAAUAUACAUAUUUAUUAUUUAUUAUACUUAA